UGCUUGAAUUAUCCACUAAGUGUAUUUGUUCAGUAAGCUCUUAAAAAGGAGCAAUAUAUAGAGCCUUGAUAUGAUACUAUGGAAAACCUAUCUUCAGUAACUCUGCAUAAUGAAGCUAAAUGCCAGUAUGAUGCAGGCAUCUGAAAGGGAUGGUAUUCUUGAGUCAAGAGAGUAUAGUUCAGUCCAGGACUCUACAUUGGUGACAAGGACAUGGGACUCCUCCUGCCAGAUUGCAGAUGGUUCAUUACAACUGAGAUCUUGGUUGACUACUGUGAAAAGGAACUUUGGAUUAUUUUAUUUUAUUUUUGUAGAAGAACACACUCCCAAAUCUGUAAAAUACAUCAGGCUUCAUAUUUCCUGUAGAAUUUUAAAGUAAGCUUCUCUAAUGAGGAUGUCUGAUACUGUUCCUGUAAAAGAUGAAACUGAUGGAAUGAAGGGUUCAGAAGCAGAAUUUGAAGACAUAACCCCUGUUGAAAACCUUAUAAAAUCAGAAAGCCAUGAGCAAACUCAAGGAGAAAAGGAUGAAAGUUAUUCUGACAACAGAAAUGAUUUGCCGCGGCCAGUGCAGUCUUUUGGACAGACAGGAAAAAGGUCAAAGUCAAGUACAAAGUUAAAACUAGUUCGGAGCCUUGCUGUGUGUGAAGAAUCUCCACCACCUCCCACAGCUGAAAUAUCACAGGAUGUCCAGGAGAAAAUUCAGAUCCAGUUAUUGCAAUCUUUUGAAAGAGAAGAGAAGCCCACAAAAGAUGAAACGGAAAAGGAAAAAUCCUGUGAUAAAUUGUCCAGAAAAAUGUUAUCAAGAGAUUCCAGUCAAGAAUAUACAGAUUCAACUGGCAUAGAUCUACAUGAAUUUUUAGUAAAUACAUUAAAAAAUAAUCCCAGGGACAGAAUGAUGCUGCUGAAAUUAGAACAGGAAAUUUUAGAUUUCAUUGGUAAUAAUGAAAUUCCACGAAAGAAAUUCCCUCCAAUGACCUCUUACCAUAGGAUGCUAUUACACAGAGUAGCUGCUUACUUUGGAUUGGAGCACAACGUGGACCAGAGUGGGAAGUCAGUCAUAAUAAAUAAAACUAGCAGUACAAGAAUACCUGAUCAGAAGUUUUGUGAGCAUAUAAAGGAUGAGAAAAGUGAAGAUUUUCAGAAACGGUACAUCCUUAAGAGAGAUAACUCAAGUUUAGACAAAGAUGAUAACCAGAUGCGAAUACGAUUAAAAGAUGACAGAAGAAGCAAAUCCAUAGAAGAACGCGAAGAAGAGUACCAGAGAGCUAGAGAACGAAUAUUUGCACAAGAUUCCCUAUGUUCCCAAGAGAAUUAUCUUAUUGAAAAAAGAAUCCUGGAGGAGGAAACUAAUAGUACACAGCAAAGACGGCAGAUAUUUAGAGUCAAUAAGGAAGCAUCAGGAAGAUCAGCCAACAGCCAUCAAAGCAGUACUGAGAAUGAGCUGAAGUACUCCGAACCCCGUCCCUGGAGCAGCACGGACUCUGAUAGUUCCAUCCGCAAUCUGAAGCCAGCUGUAACCAAAGCCAGCAGCUUCAGUGGGAUUUCGGUUUUGACAAGAGGAGAUAGCUCUGGAAGCAGCAAAAGCACAGGCAGGCUGUCUAAGACAGGUUCAGAGUCUUCUAGUAGUGUAGGGUCAUCCACGGGUUCUCUUUCUCACACCCAGCAGCCUCUUCCAGUCACAGCUCUAAGCCAGCCUUCUCAUGGCACACCUGCCGUCUAUCCAACUGUCAGCACUAGUAAUUCUCUUUCCUUUGAUGGUGGCAUAAGUGGGCAAGUGGCACCUACUAGCACUAGCUUCUUUUUGCUUCCCUUGGAAGCAGCAGGCAUACCACCUGGCAGUAUUCUGAUCAACCCUCAAACAGGUCAACCAUUCAUAAACCCAGACGGCACUCCAGUUGUGUAUAACCCUCCUAUGCCUCAGCAACCUGUCAGAACCCAAGUGCCUGGACCUCCACAACAGCCACCUCCUCCCCCACCACCCCAGCCGCAGCCAGCAGCUAAUCACAUCCUAUCACAGCCUAUCCGGCCUCUGCAAUCCUCUUCACAGCCUGUUCAGUACUCUACCGUCUCUUAUCCACCCCCGCUCCUGCCAGUGUCAUCUACCCAGCAAUAUACUGUGCAAGACAACCUAGGGUCACAAUUUAGCCAUAUGAGUCUUGCUCGCCAGCCAUCUUCUGAUACUGCUGAAGCUCACACCAUGUUCCAGUCCACUGUAGUACUUCAGCCCCCACAGCAGUCUGGCUAUAUCAUAGCAGCAGCCCCACCUCCUCCACCACCACCAAGCCAACCAGUUCCUGCUCCUGGCUAUUCUGCAUCCAGCCAUCCUGUUAACCAGCAGGUGCUCCAGCAGCAGGGAUAUAUGCAGCAAUCAAUAUCACAGAUGCCAACUUGUUAUUGUGCUCCUGGCCAGUAUCCACACUCCAGUCAGCAAUAUCGACAAGUUACUUCUGUCCAUUACAACGCACAGCAAAGCCAACCACUGCCACAGCCUGCACAACAGACAGGUUACCAAGUUAUGCCUAACCAGCAGCAAAACUACCAGGCGUUAGUUGGAGUUCAGCAGCCUCCGAAUCAAAAUCUAGUCAGUGGCCAACACAACAACAUUGGAAACCAGAUCCAAGGUGUCGUUGUCUCAUAUCCUUCAGUGCCAACUUACCAGGUUUCAAUGCCUCAAGGUUCCCAAGGAAUGUCCCAGCAGACAUAUCAGCAGCCUGUUAUAAUUCCCAAUCAGGCAAAUCAAGGAUUGCCCACAACAGGAAUGCCAGUUUACUACAGUGUCAUUCCAUCAGGUCAACAGAAUAAUUUAAGUUCAUCAGUAGGAUAUUUGCAGCCUCCAGGAUCAGAGCAGAUACAGUUUCCUAGAACAUCUUCCCCUUGCAACUCCCAGCAGCUUCAAGGACAACAGUGUGCAGCGGUAGCACCCCCACCAGGUGGAGGAGUAGUAAUGAUGCAGCUAAAUAUACCUAACAAUCCCCAGCCCCGACCCCACUCACCUCCGCAGUGGAAGCAGAAUAAAUAUUAUUGUGACCAUCAAAGGGGACAGAAAUCUACAGAGUUUAGCACUUUAGACAGUGCUGCACAGUUACAGCAUAGUCCUCAACUAGGUAGUCCUGUCACCUCACCAGCCCAAUCACCAGCACCAGCUCAGCUAUCAAAUCUGAAAAACAUCCGUCCCACGUUAACACCUCUUUCUAUUGUGCCCCAGUUUUCUAGACCUUUUGUCCCUGGACCAGGAGAUGCCAGAUACCCAUUGCUCGGCCAGCCAUUGCAAUACAACCCUCCACCAUUGUUACAUGGGCAAGUAACAGGCCAACAGUGUCAACCUGGAAAUAGGCAUGGAAAUAGAGGAAAGAAACCAGCAAAGAAGGCGGCCUCAGCAGAUCUUGGUGCAGGGGAACCAGUUGUUGGAAAAGUCUUAGAAAUUACUGAACUGCCGGACGGAAUAACUCGUAUGGAAGCUGAAAAAUUAUUUGGAGAACUUUGUAAAGUUGGUGCCAAGAUUCGGUGGCUAAGGGAUCCCCAGUGUCUACAGACACAGCAGCAACAUCACCGUCAUUACUGUGGCAGUGGAGAUAGUAAUGUGAACGCUGAACCCUCCAAACCUAGUGACUUGGCUUCCACAUACACAGUUCUAGCUACGUUCCCUACAAUGUCAGCAGCUCAAAAUGCUUUGAAGAAACAAAGUAACUCAGUUAACAAGUUUAGGCUGAGAACAAGCAAGAAGCACUACGACUUUCGUGUUCUGGAAAGGGCUAGUUCCCAGUAGCAGCUACAUCAUUGGACAUUCAGCCUUUAUUACUUCCACGUCCUUCUCUCCUCUACUUGAUUGGCUUGAUAUUAUAGGGUUUCUGUUCCCUUCCUAAAGACUCCUGGGAUGUAUUGUCACAUGACAUUGUAGCCUUUGGGGAAAAAAAAACCCAGUGAUCCAGCAAGAAGAAGAAAAAAAAUGCAUUUAAUCCCAGGCGACUGUAAGAACCCAUUCUGACAUAUGGAGAGGCAGCUUUCUAUAAAGGAUGCUGUUAUAAUGCCCCUCACUUUUAUAAUAGUUUUGUUUUAUAUUUCUGAAUUCUUGUAUUGGAUCCAAAGCUCUAUUGUACAGGAAACUUUUGUUCAUAACGAAUACCCAAGCUCAGAUCUGUAUUUUGUAAUCCCUUUUCACAGCCAGCACACAGCUAUCCAUUUUAGGACAGGGGUUAGGGUGGGGGGAAAGGAGAGGAACUGUUAAGGAAUUGCACUCUAUUUUCUAGCUAACUACCCAAAAGUCUCAAGUUAUCUAUUCCUCUUCCUUGUAUUUCUUACUAAAAAAAUCACUAAGUACUACUAACCUCCUUAGACGGUCCUUUCCUUUUGAGAUUUAUUUAGACAGCGUCAAAGAAAAUUACAAAUAAAUUUAUAUUCUUGAAUGACUCAUUUCUGAUCAAACAGGUUAGUGUGAGUAUUAAAGGGGAAUAUGAACGAACUAUGAAGAAUGUUCAUUGUAUCCCAUUUGUUUUUAGGAAAAUGGUGAAGAAACUAAAAUGCAUCUUCCCAAAUGACAAAAUGUUUGCACUUUAAUUGUGUUCCCACCAGAUGGAUCUUUUUCUUUUCACUCUAAGAUAAUUGCAUUCAGUAAGUGCUGGAAACUUCUUAAAUGGUUUAAAUAUGUUUGCAUAUUUGCAGAGGAUCACUGGACAUCAAAAGAUACAUUGCACAUACAAACACCCUUUUUCAAUUUCUGUGUAUUUGCAAGGCUGUACAAUGUGUGCUGAUGCAAGCCUUUUUUCAGUUCAAGAAAAUAAAUGUUUACAAAUACAAA
Gavialis gangeticus (Gharial) is the source of this 4792-nucleotide messenger RNA. It is a transcript of the gene R3HDM1, whose product is annotated as R3H domain containing 1. The transcript has 27 exons. Gene Ontology annotation, molecular function: nucleic acid binding. NCBI's taxonomy places the organism in Eukaryota, Metazoa, Chordata, Crocodylia, Gavialidae. Bases 386 to 3763 code for a protein of 1125 amino acids. The record is from RefSeq and is a predicted model, not a curated record.